ACCUGCAUUAAAACCCACACUGUGGAUGCAGCAUUUCCUGCCUAAAUAAAAAGUUCUAUCUAUCUAAUUAUUAUUUUGAUUGCCUUUACCCACUGUACUAAUAAUGGCUACGCUUCUGAGGAGAGCGUUCAUGGCGACUGCUAAGCCUGUCAGAAUAGGGAUGUACAACACAGCAUCACUAUCCACACAAGCUACUGCUUAUGAGACACUCCUCGUGACACACCCCUCACCAUACGUUACCAAGGUUACCAUCAAUAGACCAGACAAGAGCAACGCUAUGAACACUGCAUUUUGGACGGAAAUCAAAGAAUGUUUUGAUAGCCUCUCUGUGGAUCCAGACUGCCGAGUUGUCAUGGUUACCGGGGCUGGCAAAAACUUUACCGCAGGACUUGAUUUGGUCGAUUUUGCUGGAAAGUUUUCUGAGUUUUCCGGUGAAGGAAGUGAUGUUGGUAGGAAGGCUAUGGCAGUGCGCCGCAUGGCCAAGCCAAUGCAAGACUCCUUCACUGCCUUAGAGAAGUGCUCUAAGCCGGUGAUAGCUGUGAUUCACGGUGCAUGUGUGGGCGGAGGGGUUGACAUGGUUACAGCGUGUGAUAUUAGACUUGCUUCUCAAGAUGCUUUCUUCCAGAUAAAGGAGGUUGAACUAGGUCUGGCUGCUGAUGUGGGGACUCUGCAGAGACUGCCUAAGGUGGUAGGGAAUGACUCCCUGGUCAGAGAGUUGGUCUACUCAGCACGGAGGUUCACUGCACAAGAAGCACAUGCAAUAGGAAUGCUCAGUGAUGUGUAUGAGAGUAGGGAAAGUGCUGAGUCAGCAGGUCUGUCACUAGCGGAGACAAUUGCUAGCAAGAGCCCGGUGGCCGUUCAGGGGUCAAAGGUCAACCUGGUGUACUCUCGUGACAACACUGUGGAUAAUGGUCUAGAGUAUGCGUUGACCUGGAAUAGCGCCAUGCUGCAAUCAGAGGAUCUCUUAAAAGCUGCUCAAGCUGCCAUGACGAAGGAAACACCAGUCUACUCUAAACUAUAGUCUAGACUAUGAACAGUGUGUCUGUGCAUGUGUGUAUAGUGCGUUGUGGUGUGUGAUGAGUUACUGAAAUAGACCGCGGCCAAUCUGAGGACCAUAAUUAGAGCCGCGGCUAAAUCCA
Messenger RNA from Halichondria panicea, 1139 nucleotides. Its product is annotated as delta(3,5)-Delta(2,4)-dienoyl-CoA isomerase, mitochondrial-like. Lineage: Eukaryota; Metazoa; Porifera; Demospongiae; Suberitida; Halichondriidae. The record is from RefSeq and is a predicted model, not a curated record. The transcript has 8 exons. Gene Ontology annotation, cellular component: mitochondrion. Gene Ontology annotation, molecular function: delta(3,5)-delta(2,4)-dienoyl-CoA isomerase activity. The coding region runs from base 104 to 1021 and encodes 305 amino acids.